Molecule: messenger RNA, 1017 nt
Organism: Fonsecaea monophora
Lineage: Eukaryota; Fungi; Ascomycota; Eurotiomycetes; Chaetothyriales; Herpotrichiellaceae
Exons: 2
Coding region: 1-1017 (338 amino acids)
Molecular function (GO): protein binding
Source: RefSeq, a predicted model, not a curated record
AUGGUAAGAGCUAAGUGGACAUGCAUCCUGGACGAGCAGAAGGUCAAGAGAUCCUCGCACGCAUUGGCUGUGAUUGGCAGCAAUGCCUACAUCUACGGCGGAGAGAUUAAACCACGGGAGCCUGUCGACUCGGAUGUUGACGUAGUUUCUCUCGCAGUUCAGAACAAUGAACAUUUGGUGUCAAAGAUCACGGCAUCGAGUUCAGGCCCAUCUCCGCGGGUGGGUGUUCUUUCGACAGUCGUGAAUGGACAGUUCUAUAUUUUUUCUGGUCGGGGAGGGAUUGCCAUGAGUCCAAUUGAGGAGAAUGGCUCGCUGUGGGCUUUUGAUCCAUUGGGAAAACAGUGGUCGCGCGUUGCUCCCAAAGACGGAUCUCUGCCAUAUCCCGAAGGUCGAAGCUACUACGCGUUGACAUCCGAUGGUCAUAAUACCCUCUUCCUCCAUGCUGGCUGUCCGGAAAAGGGUAGACUUCGCGAUCUUUGGUCCUUCCAGAUUGCGGAUCAGACAUGGAAACGGCUGGCUGAUGCCCCAGAGCCUGAACGGGGAGGACCUUCCAUCGCAUACGCGGACGGCAAGCUGUAUCGCAUGAAUGGCUUCGAUGGCAAGACUGAACAAGGUGGCAGCCUUGACAUAUAUCAUAUCGCCGACGAUACUUGGACAACUGUGCCGUAUCAUGCAGACGGCCGCUCUGGGCCUACCGCUCGGAGUGUAAGCUGCCUUGUGCCAAUCACAAUUUCGGACAAAUCGGUUCUGGUCACCCUGUUUGGCGAGAGUGAUCCCAGCAAUCUCGGCCACCAAGGCGCAGGAAAGAUGCUUGACGACAUCUGGAUUUUCCACCUUGACACGUCGGCUUGGACCAAAGUGGACAUACAGGGUGAAAAUCGACCUGCUCCGCGGGGUUGGUUUGAUGCUGAUGCCUUGCGUAGCUCACCAUCGCCCAAGGUGGUGAUCCAUGGGGGUCUUGCGGAAUCUAACGAGCGACUUGGGGAUCUCUGGACGCUGGAAUUUGACGAUGAGUGA